This is a messenger RNA of Diachasma alloeum, 1044 nucleotides long. RefSeq names its product speckle-type POZ protein-like. The coding region runs from base 1 to 1044 and encodes 347 amino acids. The record is from RefSeq and is a predicted model, not a curated record. Gene Ontology annotation, biological process: proteasome-mediated ubiquitin-dependent protein catabolic process; regulation of proteolysis. The transcript has a single exon. Lineage: Eukaryota; Metazoa; Arthropoda; Insecta; Hymenoptera; Braconidae. Gene Ontology annotation, cellular component: cytoplasm. Gene Ontology annotation, molecular function: ubiquitin protein ligase binding.
AUGAAUCCCCAGUUGUUCGUGGGUAGCCCCACGGGAAUCCGCUUCACCUGGACAAUCGACAAAUACAGUCACCACUACCUGGUCACAGGCGAGAAGCUGAAAUCCUCGAUCUUCCACUCAGGCGAAGACCACAAGGACCAGUGGCGCCUGGAGAUGUACCCAAAGGGCCAGCGCCAGUCCACGAAGAACAAUGUCUCAAUCUACCUGAGACUCCUCCGCACCCGCAAACCCGAGAUAAAGGCCAACGUGAAGUUUGAGAUCCUCAAGCCAGGGUUCAACUGCGAGCCCGUCCACAGCAGCACCCAGACCAUCAGAGACCUGAAGUGGAGCCAGGGGGAGAGACAGGGGAUCAGCGAGUUUGUGGACAGCAGUGAGCUCGAGGCGUACGUCAAAAACGACACUCUGCAGUUGUUCUGUGCCAUUGACUUCGCAGCAGACAGCAAAGAAGCUGCCAAGAGGCCUGCGAGGCUCUCUCAGGAGUUUGGGACAGUCAAUCAUCGAUUGACUGACGACCUGUGGCUCCUCUUCAGCAACAGAACUUACUCAGACACGAUAAUUACUGUUGGCAAUCACCAGUUCUACGUACACAGUCUCAUCCUGAAGAUCAGAAGUCCUGCUCUGGGGGCCAAACUCCCUGACAGGAAGAGGGAGACUGGCCAUUACGACGAGAUUCUCCUUGAUAAAACGAAACCUGAAAUCGUGCAGAAGAUGCUGCAUUUUAUGUACACUGACAGGAUCGAGAAUUUCGAGGGAAUGAUGGAGGAACUGCUGGAGGCUGCUGACAGGUACGAGAUGCAGGCUUUGAAGACACUUUGUGUCAAGCAUCUGUGUGGAGAAGUCAAUGUGCAGAAUGCUGCUGAUAUUCUCAUCAUGGGGGAAAAGUACAACGCGAAGACUUUGAUGAAUUAUUGCGCCAGGUUCAUCAAUCUGCAUUUACCUGAGGUCAUCGAGACUCAGGGGUUCAAGAGCAUUGAGGAGAAUUAUCCUGAGCUGGGGUGCUUUCUCAUUCGCAGGCUCUCGGAGGAGAUGGUUGUUCAACACUGA